This is a messenger RNA of Necator americanus (New World hookworm), 3894 nucleotides long. RefSeq lists its product as uncharacterized. The transcript is spliced from 28 exons. Lineage: Eukaryota; Metazoa; Nematoda; Chromadorea; Rhabditida; Ancylostomatidae. Bases 1 to 3894 code for a protein of 1297 amino acids. The record is from RefSeq and is a predicted model, not a curated record. Gene Ontology annotation, cellular component: cytoplasm; nucleus. Gene Ontology annotation, molecular function: mRNA binding.
AUGCCGAAAGUGCUGCUUUUAAUUGUAAACAUUGAUGUUCAUAGGUCCCCUCCGGCUCAAUCUGACCCCUUGCUGCUUUUUGUCGUACGGAACCGGCCCGGAACAGCCCAUCUAACAGAAAACGAGCGAUGCACAACGGACACGAGUUUGAACAAAACGGACAUCCAACCAAUGGAACUGCUCAUCGUAAGCAUUUUCACUCGUAGAUCAAAAGUUUCAUUGACAAGUCUGCCUUGUACCGUAUUAUUUGAUGGCUGUGAACACCUGAAAGAUGGUGAAACUUCAGCUUCUUCGGCAGUGGCCGAUGUUGUUCAGAUGGAUUAUUCAACGGAUUUCCCCAAGUUACCUGAAGUUGCUCCAGCUGCAGCAAAACCAUUAGGAGCUUGGUCUCGCCCGGCUGUAGGAACGAAACAAAUCGUCCACUCUUUCAUCUUGGCUGCUGACGAACGUGCCAACAAAGUGAAGAGUUUCCCGGGAAAUACCAGCGAGGAACACAAGAAGUGUCAGGCGGUCGCUGCUGCAACGGGUACGCGAAUUGAGCUGAGCGAAUCAAAAGAUGGUGCCUUGACUGUGGUCAUCAAAGGUCUUCGCUCAAAAGUUGAGGACGCUCGCGCACGCCUUGUUCGCGAUCUGCAGACUCAAGCCAGUCGUGAUUUGGACAUCCCAAAAGAUCAUCAUAGGAAGUUAAUAGGCAAGGAGGGUGCUGCUUUACGCCAGCUAGAAGCUGAUACAAACUGCCGUAUCACAAUACCCAGCAGAGACACACCCUCGGAGACGAUAAAAAUCGUUGGACCUCGCGAAGGUAUUGAAAAGGCUGUGGCGUACAUAAAGUCUGUAUCUGAAAGAGAGUCGAAGCUGGCUACCGAGCAUAUCGUAUGCCCUCGUAUCUUCUAUCCCUUCAUCCGUGGACCUUUCAAUGAAACUUACGACAAGCUCACUCUCGAAACUGGUGCCAAAAUUAAUAUACCGCCAAGCCAAGCUAACAAUGAGGUAAUCGUUAUAACAGGAGAAAAAGAAGGUGUACAUAAAGCAACAGCUGUAAUUCGUGGAAUUAUCUCCGACAAGCAAGCGACAACGAAAUCUGUGACGUGCACUGUUGCAAGAGCUCAACACCGAUACAUAAUCGGUCAGCAGCGUAGCGGUCUCCAUACCAUUCUCAGAGAAACUGGAGUUUCUGUGGAGGUUCCCAACGAGGAUGAGAAUUCCGACACAAUCACUCUGCGGGGCGACCCAAGCAAACUUGGUGAAGCUCUUGCUCUUGUCUAUCAGCGAGCAAGUUCUGUCAUCACUCAGCAGAUUCCGGCUCCUACGUGGCUUCACAAACACAUUAUUGGUCCAAAAGGAUCAACACUGCAGAGUCUCAUUCCAAACCGUGGCAAGGUGCAGAUUGAUUUCGAAGAUGCUGGUACUAUAUUUUUGGAAGGUGCACCAGAAGAAGUAAAGGCAGCUCUCUCUGUUCUGUCAGCAGAAGUUGCCCGUCUUCAAACGGAAAUGUCUAUCGAGAAAGUGAAAGUGCAUCCAAGCCUUCACAGACAUGUGAUCGGAAGAGGAGGGACGCUAAUCUCUAAGAUCAAGGAUGAAACUGGUGUGCAGAUUUCGAUCCCAAAUGAACAAACGAAUUCGGACGAAAUAAUCGUCGAAGGGAAGAAAGAAGGUGUGAAGAAAGCGGUUGAGGAGAUCUGUGCAAUUGUUUCAAAGAUUGAGAACGAAAAGUCCCGAGACAUCAUCAUUGAACAGCGUUUGCAUAAGUUGAUCAUUGGCGCAAAAGGUGAAAAUAUCGGAAAGAUUCGCGAUGCCCAUCCCAAUGUUGUUUUAUCGUUCCCUGAUGUCAACAAGAAGUCAGACGUCAUCAAUAUUCGUGGUGACAAAAGCGAAGUUGAUAAGGUGUACAAGCAGCUUCAAUCUUUAGCAAAAGAACUAGCUGAGAGCAAUUAUCAACAGAUCGUUCCCAUAUUCAAAGAGUUCCACAAGCACAUAAUAGGAAAAGGAGGCGCAACCAUCAAAAAAAUUCGGGAAGAGACACAGACACGUAUCGACUUACCAGAAGGCGAUUCCGGUGAGGAGCGUAUCACUGUUACUGGAAGAAAAGUCAAUGUUGAGAAGGCCAUAGAUCAGCUGAACAAAAUCCAGAACGAACUUGCAAGUAUUAUUACUGUCGAAGUUGACAUCCCAGUGAAGGUGCAGGCUCGUCUGCUUGGAAAUGGACGCCGGCUUAUUUCUGAUAUUGAAGAAGAGUGUGGAGGAGUACAUAUCAGGUUCCCUGCAGAAAAAAGUGACAGCACUAAGGUUACGAUCCGUGGACCAAAAGGUGAUGUAGAGAAAGCUCAAAAGUUACUCACAGACCUCGCUAAAGAUAAAGAAGUCAAUCUGCACGAAGACGUUGUAAUCGCUAAGCCUGAAUUCCACCGGUUCCUUAUCGGAAAGGGAGGUUCAAAAAUCAACAAAAUGCGAGAGAGUUAUGAUGUGAGAGUAAUGUUUCCGAGGGAAACCGAUACUGACAAGGAAACAAUUCACCUUCUUGGUAAGAAAGAAGAUGUUGUUAAGGUGAAAAAGGAGCUGCAAGAAAAUAUCAGGCAACUCAAUGAAACUGUGGAAAGCACUAUCGAUGUUGACACUAAGCACCACCGACACUUUGUGAUGCGAAGUGCUGCUGUUCUUCGUGAAAUUCAGGAGCAAAAUGGCGGUGUAGUAAUAUCUUUUCCCAAGAUGGGUUCUGAUUCCACUACGGUCCACAUCAAAGGUUCCAAGCAAUGUGUCGAAUCUGCUAAGGCUCGCAUAGAGGAGAUUGUUGAAGACAUUGAGAAACAAGUGACGAUUCAAGUAGAGAUUCCAUCGCAGUUCCAUCGUGCCCUUCUUGUCAACAGAGGUCAAAAGAUUCAAGACCUUCAGUCGAAGCAUGGAGUACUCAUCCGUUUCCCUGAGCGUAGAUUUGAAAGCGCAGAAGAUGCCGAUUCUCACGCUGCUGAUAUGGUGACCAUCUCUGGUCGAGAUACCAAAUGUGAUGCUGCUAAACAGGAGCUUCUUUUGAUGGUUCCAGUGUCGAAAAUCAUUAAUGUUCCAAUCGAUAUGCAUCGUAGCCUCAUUGGUCGCGGUGGCGAAACGGUUCGUAAGCUAAUGCAAGAUUGUGAUGUGAAUAUCUCGAUCCCAAAAAAUAACGAAAGUGAUGAAAUCACUGUCACUGGGCAGUCAGAAAACGUUGAAGAUGCAUUAAAAAAGAUCCGCGAAAAGAUCGCAGAGUUCGAGGCAUUAGCUGAAGAUAGGAAACUUCGUUCCUUCCAACUGGUCAUCGAUGUUCCAGCCGAAUAUCACACACGUGUCAUUGGUCCUAAAGGUGCUACGGUCAAUGCACUUAGAGCAAAACAUGAUGUUCAGAUCAGCCUGCCUCGUGGGGAGGAAAGAUCCGAUCAGAUCACCAUUCAGGGAUAUGAGGCAGCAGCGCGUGCUUGUGCUGCAGAAAUCGAUGAUAUGAUUGAGGAGAUUCGUUCUAUGUUCACUCAGGAAGUAUCUAUUGAUGCAGGGUUCCACCCUCGCAUGAUUGGUACGCGUGGUAAAAACCUCAAGAAACUCAUGGAAGAUUAUGGUGUGGAGAUUCGAUUCCCUCGUGAUGCAGCUGACCCUAAUCUCGUGAUUAUUGCUGGAAAAAGUGAAGAUGCUGUGUACGAUUGCAUUGAUCAUCUACGAGCUGAAGAGGAGGAGUAUUUGGUCGACCAUGUUGAUAGAAAUCAGUAUAUUUCCACUCGCGUGCAAGAGCCACCAAAAGUUAACAAGCCAGUACAGAUCAGCAACGCUCCGUGGCAGCUGGACAUUGGAAGUUCGGAACAUUUCCCAGAUAUGGGCGCUGCAGCACCGUCGCAUGUCGUAGGUGGUGCUUGGGGAAGUGCACGUCGCUGGUAA